CGGCGUGUCUGUGUAUCACUGUGUAUCUCGUGUGCUCAAUAACAUUAUGAGUGUGUCUUGUGUGUGUUUUCACAUAGCCCAGACUGCCUACAUCCAUCAUGCCAUGGUGCACUGGCAGAGAGCAGGACUCAGACAGCUUCACUAACACACGUGGAUACCACGUCAUCUCUAAAAGUGCUCCUGCAGCAGGUGCUCCAUGAAAUCUCUGAGUCACAUGCAGCCAACAUCAACCUGUGCCCGGGGGAUCGUGCAUCAGGCCCACAACUACCGUACCGCGUGUUGGCUAUAUCGCACACCAUGAAUUACACACAAGAAUGAACAACCUCAGCUUUAUUCACUAAAGUCAUCCAGCUCGAGUAAUAGGGGGAAGCCCCUCCGUGCAGACCGAGCUCCAAGCUCCUGACAGAAUGAUUCGUGCAGGGUUCCGCCCACGGGCCACGCUACCUCAGUGGAGCACUUCGCCAUUCUCCGAGGCCGGCGUCCCGACUGAGGCGUGACGUGGACGCUUCGCCCCAGCCAAUCAGAGCAGGGCUCGGCCUGAUUCUGACAGGAAAGUUGCAGCUAAGGAGCUCACUUUUUUCCUCCCACCUCGCCAGUCACUCUCAUUGACAUUUCCACACCGCCACGGAUGUAAAGCACGUUUGUUCUGUCGGAGAUCGGCGGGUGAGGCAAACGGGAGAAAGAAGACGCGAUUUUACAGGGACAGGAUAGCACUUGGAAUCUUGCUUGUCAACUGGGAUAUCCCCUCCGUCUCCUUCUCAUCUCCAGCGCCCUUUUGGAAACUAUUUUUUUUUUUUCACCCGACCCUCUCUCCUUCACUUCCACGAGAGAAGACCGGUCAUCAUCGUGGGUGUUUUUCCUCCCACAUUUUUUUUUCUUUCUCUGUGUGGGCAGUGGACAAACAGGCUGCAUAGUUUGGUUUUGACAGCGACAGGAUGCCUCAAAAAGGGAGGCAUUAAAUAGUGAAAACGGCAGAUGAUUGACUAAAUUGUAAUACAGUGGACAGUCAACUCUGUUUCCAGAGUACCACAAUCAAGCCACGUGGGAGUCUGGCGUAGCCUCGAUGAUGCAGAACAGUCACAGCGGCGUGAACCAGCUCGGCGGCGUGUUCGUGAACGGCAGACCGCUGCCAGACUCCACCAGGCAGAAAAUCGUCGAACUCGCCCACAGUGGUGCUCGACCCUGCGACAUCUCCCGGAUAUUACAGACCCAUGAUGAAGUCCAAGUGGUGGACAGUGAAAAGGUGUCCAACGGCUGCGUCAGCAAGAUCCUGGGUCGCUAUUAUGAGACUGGCUCCAUAAGACCUCGGGCCAUCGGUGGCAGCAAGCCCCGGGUCGCCACGCCGGAGGUGGUCGCCAAGAUCGCGCAGUACAAGCGGGAGUGUCCGUCGAUCUUCGCGUGGGAGAUCCGCGACCGGCUUUUAUCGGAGGGCAUCUGCACUAACGACAACAUACCAAGUGUGUCCUCGAUUAACCGAGUCCUGCGCAACCUGGCGAGUGAGAAGCAACAGAUGGGCGCAGAUGGCAUGUAUGACAAGCUGAGGAUGCUCAACGGUCAGACAGGAAGUUGGGGGACCCGGCCCGGCUGGUACCCCGGAACAUCAGUGCCGGGCCAGCCCAAUCAAGAUGGCUGCCAACCGCAAGACGGCGUAGGAGAAAACACAAACUCCAUCAGUUCUAACGGCGAGGACUCUGAGGAGACUCAAAUGCGUCUGCAGCUAAAAAGGAAGCUGCAAAGAAACCGCACCUCCUUCACGCAGGAGCAAAUUGAGGCGCUGGAGAAAGAAUUUGAAAGAACUCAUUAUCCAGAUGUGUUUGCAAGAGAGAGACUAGCAGCCAAAAUCGACCUUCCGGAAGCCAGAAUACAAGUGUGGUUCUCCAACAGGAGAGCGAAGUGGAGGCGGGAGGAGAAGCUUCGCAACCAGCGUCGACAGGCCAGCAACUCCUCAAGUCACAUUCCCAUCAGCAGUAGCUUCAGCACCAGCGUGUACCAGGCUAUCCCGCAGCCUACCACACCCGUUUCGUUCACUUCGGGGUCCAUGUUGGGCCGAGCAGACUCAGCCCUCACCAACACCUACAGUGCGCUGCCCCCAAUGCCCAGCUUCACCAUGGCCAACAACCUACCUAUGCAACCCAGCCAGACCUCCUCCUAUUCCUGCAUGCUGCCUACCAGUCCACCUGUGAACGGGCGCAGCUACGAAACAUACACGCCCCCGCAUAUGCAGGCACAUAUGAACAGCCAAUCAAUGACCGCUUCUGGUACCACCUCAACAGGACUUAUCUCUCCUGGAGUGUCUGUCCCAGUGCAAGUCCCAGGGAGUGAGCCUGACAUGUCUCAGUACUGGUCUAGACUACAAUAGAGAGAAGAGCUACUUCACUUUGUGAGCUACAUGGACUCUGAUGUGGACCUCCUCAUACACACACUACAUAAACACACAAACAUACACAAGAGGAGGAGGACUUGUGUAGCACCAGGCGCAUUCAAGCGAGGACCGAAUUUAAAAAAGACAAAUGGACCUCUGGAAAAGUGCCCGGUGUUACCUUUUUAUGGAACAAGAUUUUUUUUUUUUUUUACUAUUUCCAGUCAUUGUUUCCUAUUUUUCUUUCUGGUGUGUUAGUAAAUGGCCAUUUGUAUGUGAAUAUGAACGAUCAAGUGCUGAUAGAUGGACUGCUAGGAAACCAUGUUGUCGACACUCUGCCAUGACUAUCUUUUAAUGUGCUUACGUAUAUCCAGACGCUCUGUGCAUGGACGCUGUUGCAUAUCAUGAAUGGAGGGAAGACUCUUGGAAAAACUAUUUAUUAUCCCCACAAAGAAGAGGCUGCAGUCAAGCACACGCACGCACGCACACACACAGGAUGGCUAUCAAAAGCAAUCCAACUGGGACCUCCGCCACAAUCCCGCGAGGACCGACGUGGAAGCCUGUAGUCUGUAAAUGGUAGACUGCGUCUUUGCUCUAAUUUCUUUUGUUUCUUGUCCAAAUGUAAAGUACUUGUCUUCCCUCGAGAGAGAGAGAGAAAAAAAAUAAAUCUCCAAUAAAAGUUGAUUUCAUUUAAUAACCCCCUUUCCCACCCCCCACCAAGAAUAUUCUAUAAAUGUUCCAUGCAUCAAAAGUACAUUUCUUUAGGGUCAGGUACAAUUUGUCUCUUAGCUAUAGUUGUAUUAUAGUGUCCUAUGGUCAAAAAAUGUGUGCAACUAGAAAUAUUUAAUUCUUAUAAUUAUGAUUAAACAUUGCUUGACAGAGUUUUAAACUUAAGUGUUUGGCAGUUGUUUACAAGUACAUAUCAGAUUUAAUCAUUGUUGAUUGUAAAACAGACCAAAGCCUUUGUAUUUCAUCUAGUACACAGUUUUUGUUGUUUUUUUUAAGAUAUUAGUCGUGUGUUGCAACAUUUUGUAAACACGUCUUGGGUUUGACGACAUUGGCUUCGAGUUUGUACGACCGCGGCGGAGCCCUGCGGUUCUUAUUUAUAAUUGAAGACCAUGGGAGGGUUUGUUUUAUGUUUAUUUUCUUUGCAUCAUCUGUCAUGUUCUUUAACUUUUGUUCUAUUUUAUUUUUAUGUCGGUGUGUAUGUAGAACAUGGACACAUACGGGGUUUACGUCUGGGCAAAUGGAGAUAAAAACGUCGACACGCUGUCUCUUUAAAUAUUUCAAUUUAAUUUUAUUUAAAAUGGAGCUUUCUAAAUGUAUUUUGUGAAAACUAUAAAAACAUUUUGUACAGUAAAA
This is a messenger RNA of Corythoichthys intestinalis (scribbled pipefish), 3721 nucleotides long. RefSeq names its product paired box 6b (gene pax6b). Gene Ontology annotation, biological process: anatomical structure development; regulation of transcription by RNA polymerase II. The coding region runs from base 1064 to 2359 and encodes 431 amino acids. The transcript is spliced from 17 exons. The record is from RefSeq and is a predicted model, not a curated record. NCBI's taxonomy places the organism in Eukaryota, Metazoa, Chordata, Actinopteri, Syngnathiformes, Syngnathidae. Gene Ontology annotation, molecular function: DNA-binding transcription factor activity, RNA polymerase II-specific; RNA polymerase II cis-regulatory region sequence-specific DNA binding.